UGCGGUACGCACAUAAACAUACAGUCGUCGCAAGUGGGUUGCGUCGUAAGGACGUCAACUGUAGUAUUAUAACCAAUCAGUUUUACACACUUCAUCUCACAGCAGUGUAUGCAUAUUCUGCACUGCCCCAUGUAAACGGUUUGUGCUUAAGCUGUGCAGUGUGUCAAGUGGUUGGUUAUGUUGUAUAAGGAAGAGAGUAUCUUAACACCUCCAUAAACAAAACACAUCUAAUACUAAAGCAAUGAGUCUCCUCGUCCAAUGUCCGUUUGGAGCACAGUCGGCCUAACUUUAGGCAACAACUUCGCAGGUGCCAAAUCCGCAACAGAUUCUUCAAGCACGACCCGACUGUUCCAGAGGUCUCACAACAAGAGCAUGAGUCACAGUCGUUCUCUUACGUACUAUGAUUACAAACCUUGCCAAUUCUGCAGGAUGUCGCAGUCCGGAGAUGAACUGCACACGGCCAGAUACCUGUCCUGGAGGAAGCUGCACCUUAGUCGCGCCAAAUUGAAGGCUUCCAGCAAGACGUCCGCCCUCCUCUCCGGUUUCGCCAUGGUAGCGAUGGUCGAACUACAACUACAGAAUCCCGAGAAGAUACCAGCUGGAAUACUGAUCGCAUUCGCCGUCAUCACGACCCUCCUGGUUGCUGUCCACAUGCUCGCGUUGAUGAUCUCCACCUGCAUCCUCCCGAACAUCGAGGCCAUCUGCAGCCUGGAUGCCAUCAACCUGGUGGACGAGAGUCCGCACGAACGUCUGCAUUGGUACAUAGAGACGGCGUGGGCGUUCUCCACGCUGCUUGGGCUGAUCCUCUUCCUCGCCGAAAUAGCGAUACUCUGCUGGGUCAAGUUUUGGGAGAUCAAUCAGAUCGCAGCGUGGUCGGGGUGCGCGAUCCUCCUGCCCAUCCUCUUCGUGUUCCUUGCCUUCGCCAUACACUUCUACAGGUCCCUGGUGUCUCACAAGUACGAGAUGACGGUGUCGGGAAUUAGGGAGCUGGAGAUGCUCAAAGAGCAGAUCGAGCAAGGAGAUGCAGAUCAUAACAGGAGCAACGGGGUCGGAGACCUCAUCUCCGGCGUGCACAUCGUAUGAUUGCCAUGACAACCGCUCUAACAAAGAUAAAGAUGAUUGUAUCCAUAGGAACGUGAAUCUCGCCUACACCCUUUUACUCAUACUAAAUAGGAACGAGAGAGCGAACGUACUGCAGCACGUGCAAUACGCCACAAAACUUGUUUCAAAAACAAAUACACAAUUACUAUAUUUAUAUAUUAAUUAACAAAACAAAUAAGUCGUUGUCAUUCCUUAAUUCUAGUGCAAGAAAUGUAAAAUACGCGUGACUUAAUAACGGCUCAAAUACUUGUGUUUAGGCUUCCGCUUCCUUCUUCGAUUCAAGCCAAUAUUCCGCGCCGACUUUAAUCAUCAGCGCUCGAAUAUUGUCCGAGAGGGAAGCGAUACUUAAAAGUGCUUAAGACAUGACACGGAAUUAUAUUAAUAUCAUUAUUUUUUAUUUAUUUUAAUUAUAUUAUUAUUACCUUUUAGAAUUGAAAAACUGUGAUUGUUACUCAAUUAAUUAAUUAUAUUAUCUCGGAAGCGUGUGUACAUAUUUACUUGUGAGCGGAAAAAAAAA
Nicrophorus vespilloides is the source of this 1618-nucleotide messenger RNA. Its product is annotated as calcium release-activated calcium channel protein 1-like. The transcript is spliced from 4 exons. Lineage: Eukaryota; Metazoa; Arthropoda; Insecta; Coleoptera; Silphidae. Bases 259 to 1083 code for a protein of 274 amino acids. Gene Ontology annotation, biological process: store-operated calcium entry. Gene Ontology annotation, molecular function: store-operated calcium channel activity. Gene Ontology annotation, cellular component: membrane. The record is from RefSeq and is a predicted model, not a curated record.